AUGUCAACACUUCUCCCGUUUCGAGACAAGCGGCUACCACCCGUACCAGCUGCAACUUCCAUGUACCACCACGAUCCCCUUUUACAAGUCGAGCGCCAGACGAAGUACAUUCAGCGGAAUCUGCAGACUUUGAUUGAUGCUCAGAGUGAGGGUCUACUAGCAGGUCUUGCGCGAUCCCAGCCAGAAGACAUAUCGGAGGGCAGCUUUACCCCGACAUCCUCGGCAGCUGGUCGAGCUCGGUCUCCGUCGACCACGCCCGCUCGGCAACCUUCAGUCAAGAAGAUUGGGCUUCGCGCGGCACGGCAGGGUAUAUUUCUAUCCAUUUAUGACCUACUGAAGCUGCGAGAAGAGGAACGCGACAUUUUGUUGUCCCAAACGGACGAGCGAGAUAAUGCGCUUCGUGAAAUUGAAGGGUUCACUUCCAGAAAAGAUGGUCUUGAAGAGGCCAUAUCAUCUAUACACAAUGACCGAGAGAACCAACAGGCUAAACAAUUGCAAGAAGAGGCUCGAGGUCUUGAAACUGACAUUCGCGAGCUGGAAACCAAGCUAUACGAGAUGAAGGCCAAACAUCGAAAUCUAAUCAGCAAGAUAUCCAAUAUCGAGAACUCUGUUGAUGCAAAGCUCUCGUCAUAUACUGAGUCGCUAUCCCUCCUUCAGUCUGAUAUUCAGAGCUAUCUCCGUGACCCUCCUGUCCAGCCGCUCCCACGACGAUCAAGCGAGUCUUCGUUCUACUCCCUCAAUCCCAAACGGCGUACCCUUGAUAUGGCGGAGGAACAUUGGAAGCUGGAACGUGAGCGUCUACAUAAGAGACAACAUGAAGUGGAUGCGGAGAUUCUGGCUCUGGAGGAGGGCGGUGGUGUCUGGAAACAAGCUGUAGCUGACGUCUCGGGCUUCGAGAAGCGUCUUCGGGCCAAUAUGCGGCACUAUAUUGAGAUUCAAUCCUCUGCGACAGAUUCAAAUAAUGCACAGCUGUCAGAAACGAUGGCAGAAGUCGCGACAAAUGUAUCGGAUGACUUGGACAAGACUAUCCAGCGGUUGGAAACGCAUUUGGAGCUUGCCGAGAAGAAGGACUGGAAACUGCUCGUUUGCUGCAUUGCUGCAGAACUCGAGGCGCUGCGCGAGGCACGAGGAAUGCUUCUUCCAGCCUUUGGUCUGCCAGUCCAUGAUGAUGCGCCUCCCUCCCAAUCACCGUCGUCCUCUGAAGGGCAAGUCUCGGAGGAAGCCUCGGAUGUACAUGAGCAUUCAUCCGACAAUGAUGACUCUGAGCCCCCGGCGGAUCUGUUCAAAGAUGAGCAGGCUCACCAUACAGAUAACGCGUCAAGAUCUGAGGAUGACGAGCCAGAUCCAGCCUGGCUCUGA
This is a messenger RNA of Penicillium subrubescens, 1359 nucleotides long. RefSeq lists its product as uncharacterized. The transcript has a single exon. Bases 1 to 1359 code for a protein of 452 amino acids. The record is from RefSeq and is a predicted model, not a curated record. NCBI's taxonomy places the organism in Eukaryota, Fungi, Ascomycota, Eurotiomycetes, Eurotiales, Aspergillaceae.